Messenger RNA from Frankliniella occidentalis (western flower thrips), 1488 nucleotides. RefSeq names its product 28S ribosomal protein S30, mitochondrial. Lineage: Eukaryota; Metazoa; Arthropoda; Insecta; Thysanoptera; Thripidae. Gene Ontology annotation, cellular component: ribosome; mitochondrial large ribosomal subunit; mitochondrion. The record is from RefSeq and is a predicted model, not a curated record. Gene Ontology annotation, molecular function: structural constituent of ribosome. Gene Ontology annotation, biological process: translation.
GUGGAGACUCCUUCGUCUGUGAAUAAAACGUUUACUUGUUUGCGCCCACCCCAUGCUCGCUUCCGAGUUGUAAAUGGUCUUACCGCUGUAGAUUGGAUUUCCUCCUUUAUCUUACGUUAUCUAUGAACAUUUCGAUGAAACACCACUAACUGCUCGUCUGUAAAUCAGGCGCUAUUGUUUUGUGUUACUGAAGAAUAAUGUCGAUGAUUCGCUUCCGCUGUGGAGCAGCGAAAUGGGUUCGUCCUCAGUCCACUGUCUGCUCAAAGAGGUUAUCGUCUGCAGCUGUCUCAGUGAGCCAGCCCCAAUAUCCUCCUAUAGUUGAGGAAACCCCUCUUGCUCAAAAAUUGCGUCGAAAAAAGGUAUGGCACGACUGGCUGAAAAGUCAUGACACAAUAGAAGAAAAACUGUUUGAACUGAACAUGCCAAAGUAUUAUGGUUGGAACUCUGUAAUACUUCGUGAUGAUGCAGUCCCCUACAAUUUCUUACCUUGGGCCCAAUUUUCUACCCGAACUCAUGUUGAAGUGAGUGAUAAUAUUAACCAGCUCUAUUCAGAUUCUUCACUUGACAGUAAAGCUUCAGAGCUUGCCUCUGAGCUAAAAUCUGAAGUAGAAAAUGUCAUACUUUUUGAAUGGAUUGAUAUGCAGAGACGACACGAUUUGGACUUCACUACUGCUGGAACUUUGUCUGAUUCAGAAGUUUCUGAUCUACGUACUAGAAGUUUUGUGAAACAUCUGAGUCAUGUUUUAAUUACUGGAGCAAUUGACAGAGCUAAGCAUCUCAAUAUGGUAACUGCAGUUCCUGACCCCCGUAUAGAUGCUUUUUGGUUUCUUGGCGGAAUAAAUCCAUCUUUAGAAAAGAUUGAAGAGAGAAAAAGGCGGACCAAAAUGACAAACAAAAAUGUGAAGAAACAGUUUCUAGAUCCAUCUUUAGUUCAUAAACCUGUUAAUGAGCCUAUUCAGUUUUAUGGUAAACCUAUCUUACAAGUUCAGACAAGACAUCCACUUCCUCCAGUUGAAAACUUGACUGAUUGUGAUCCACGAGCUGCUGGAAUUCCUCAUAUACCUUAUGAACCUCCUGUAAUUUACCUUGAAAAGGAAUAUCGUCGUGCUACUACAGUGCCAGGGUUCUGGCCUGGUGAACAACAUUCAUUUGGGAUGAUGUCAUUCCAUUCCACCAACUUCCUGGACUCCAGAUCUUUUGGACCAAAUGAUAAUCUAGAGGCUGCACACAGCAUUGCCAUUUUAUCCUCAUUUUCUUGGCUCCUUGGUCAGGCUUGUUAUCAAGGUUUUUCAACAUUCCAUGAUGUGACCUAUCCCUUGCUAACUCAGACAGCACUGACAAAUGGGAAAGACUGGUCAUUUUACCUUUACCAGCUCAAUACAACACUUCUGCAUACAAUGAACUCAACUGAGAAUCCCCGAUGCAAUUUAUGCUGGGGUUCUAAACCUAUGAAAUUGUUUGAGGAUGUACAAGAUGGACGCGUAAUAG